CCAGUGUCCUGCGGCCCUCAUUGCCCCACCCAUCGCUUCCACGCCGCGGUCCUCACCACCUCACCUUUGCUGUCGGUAGCCCGAGCCGCUGCUCGCCCGCUGGGAGCGCAGUGGAGCCCAGUGUUGGGCACGAGUCCUGCGGGGCCGCAGGCUCCGCCCUGCUGCGCCCCGCCCCGCCUGCGCUCGGGGGAAAGGCCGCCCCGGGGACAUGUCGUGCCCCCCUCAGCGAGGGCAGGAGUGUGUGAAAGGCAGCGGGGCUGUCAGGGCUGGAAGCGGGAGGAGGCAAGUCCCCGAGCUCUGAAGUCCCAGAUCUGGGCGGCAGGAGGCCCAGGGUCGUGGGGGAGAGGGACGCGUCAAGGUGGCGGAGAGAGCAAAAUGUCAUCAGCAGAAUCACACCAGGAACAAUUGUCCCAGUCAGAUCCAUCCCCGUCACCAAACUCAUGUAGUUCCUUUGAGCUACUAGACAUGGAUGCUGGCAGUUUGUAUGAGCCAGUUUCUCCUUAUUGGUUUUAUUGUAAAAUAAUAGAUUCUAAGGAGACAUGGAUUCCUUUCAACUCUGAGGAUUCACAGCAGCUGGAAGAGGCAUAUGGUUCUGGAAAAGAUUGUAAUGGGAGAGUUGUCCCCACUGAUGGGGGCAGAUAUGAUGUGCAUUUGGGGGAGAGGAUGCGGUAUGCUGUAUACUGGGAUGAGCUAGCAUCGGAAGUGAGACGAUGUACCUGGUUUUACAAGGGAGACAAAGAUAAUAAGUAUGUUCCCUACUCAGAGAGCUUCAGCCAAGUAUUAGAGGAAACGUACAUGCUUGCUGUAACUCUGGAUGAGUGGAAAAAGAAAUUGGAGUCUCCCAACAGAGAAAUUAUUAUAUUACACAAUCCAAAGCUUAUGGUGCAUUACCAGCCAGUUGCAGGGUCUGAUGAAUGGGGUUCAACACCCACUGAACAGGGUCGACCAAGAACAGUGAAGAGAGGGGUUGAGAACAUCUCUGUUGACAUUCAUUGUGGUAAUAGGAAGUUAUGGAAUGUAUUAGGUUUUCUGCUUAAAAUACCUUUUUUUUUUUUUUUUGUCAGAGAUCUGCAGCGAAUAACUCUGCCCAGCAUUAACCGCCUAAGGCACUUUACCAAUGACACAAUUCUGGAUGUCUUCUUCUACAAUAGCCCCACCUACUGUCAGACUAUAGUGGACACAGUUGCUUCUGAAAUGAACCGAAUAUAUACACUUUUUCUUCAGAGGAACCCUGAUUUCAAAGGGGGUGUAUCCAUUGCCGGUCAUAGUUUAGGUUCGCUUAUAUUGUUUGAUAUACUAACAAAUCAGAAAGAAUCUUUGGGGGAUAUGGACAGUGAAAAGGAUGCACCAAAUAUUGUCAUGGAUGAAGGAGACACACUGACACUAGAGGAAGGUUUGAAGAAACUUCAACUCUCUGAAUUCUUUAAUAUCUUUGAGAAGGAGAAAGUAGAUAAGGAAGCUCUGGCUUUUUGUACUGACAAAGAUCUUCAGGAAAUGGGAAUUCCCUUAGGACCAAGAAAGAAGAUAUUAAACUACUUUAGGACCAGAAAAAAUUCAACGGGUAUUAAUAGACCAACCCUGCAGCCAGCUUCAGGGGUGACUAUAUCUGACAUCCCCAAAGAAUCAGGCUUCUGCAGUAAAACUGACGCCACUGGAAAUGGUGACUAUCUGGAUGUUGGUAUUGGGCAGGUGUCUGUAAAAUACCCCCGGCUCAUCUACAAACCAGAAAUAUUCUUUGCCUUUGGAUCUCCCAUUGGAAUGUUCCUUACUGUCCGAGGACUAAAAAGAAUCGAUCCCAACUAUAAAUUUCCAACAUGCAAAGGUUUCUUCAAUAUCUAUCACCCUUUUGAUCCUGUGGCCUAUAGGAUUGAACCGAUGGUGGUCCCAGGAGUGGAAUUUGAGCCAAUGCUGAUCCCACAUCAUAAAGGCAGGAAGCGAAUGCACUUAGAAUUGAGAGAGGGCUUGACCAGGAUGAGUAUGGACCUUAAGAACAACUUGCUAGGUUCACUUCGGAUGGCCUGGAAGUCUUUCACCAGAGCUCCAUACCCUGCCUUACAGGCUUCAGAAACUACAGAAGAAACUGAAGCAGAAUCUGAAUCAAGUUCAGAGAAGCUGAGUGAUGUUAACACAGAAGAGACCCCUGUGGCAGUUAAAGAAGAAGUCCCACCCAUCAAUGUGGGAAUGCUGAAUGGAGGCCAGCGCAUUGACUAUGUGCUACAAGAGAAGCCCAUUGAAAGUUUUAACGAAUAUUUAUUUGCUUUACAAAGCCAUCUAUGCUACUGGGAGUCUGAAGAUACAGUAUUGCUGGUCCUCAAAGAAAUCUACCAAACCCAGGGCAUCUUCCUUGAUCAGCCUUUACAGUAAAAAUGAAUCGUGUGGCUGCUUAAUACGGACACUGAAGGAUCCUCCCCCAGAAAAUGCACCUGCUUGUUGCUGCCGUUUCCCUCUCCUCAGCUGCAUCAUUUCCUGCAUGUUGCCUGCCACUUAUUUACCACCGGGGUCUUUGGAAGAUAAUCUUGUUAUCUCGGAAGUGAGUGAAAAAACAAAGGGAAGACCCUAUUACUUUUUACCACUGGCUUUAUAGAAGCACUCGCCACUCUUCAUAGUGGGGGUUGUUUGCAUCUUUAAUUCCAGAUGAUAGGUGCCAUCCUUUAUUGCUUAUUACUUGAGAUAGUAUAAAGUCUGUUUUGAGUUUAUUUUGGCUUGGUAGAAAUUUUUCUAGGAAAUUAUUGCUUUAGAAAAUGUUCUAGUUUGGAGCAGGCUCCAGAGAUUCAGAAGGCAUUUUGGGGUACACUCAUCUCUCAUUGGUGUUCUCUGUAUUUGAAGGCUAAGUGGGUGUGAAAAAGAUUGUUGGGCACCUUC
Leptonychotes weddellii (Weddell seal) is the source of this 2862-nucleotide messenger RNA. Lineage: Eukaryota; Metazoa; Chordata; Mammalia; Carnivora; Phocidae. The record is from RefSeq and is a predicted model, not a curated record.